AUGAACAGGUUCGAAAAAUCCUUAUACGACCUCAUCCGAGGUCUGAGGAACCAUAAGGGAAACGAGAAGGAGUAUAUACAAAACUGCCUGAAAGAAUGCCGCUCCGAAAUUCGAAGCCAGGACUUAGAUCUCAAGGCUACUGCCUUGUUGAAGCUAGUUUACCUAGAAAUGUUCGGGCACGAUAUGUCAUGGGCGUCUUUCAACGUACUCGAGGUGAUGGCUUCUCCUAAAUACCACCAAAAACGAGUAGGAUAUCUUGGCGCAAUUCAGAGCUUCCGUCCUGAUACUGAGGUCCUCAUGCUGGCAACAAAUCUCCUCAAGAAGGAUUUGACGGCGGCAUCCACUACCACCAUCGCCCUUCCGAUUGUCACUCUUCCGCAUGUCAUUACGCCAUCACUCGCCCUAUCCGUUUUAUCUGAUCUCCUACCUCGACUUAGUCAUACCCACCCCGCGAUUCGCAAGAAGACGAUUGUCACGCUAUACAGGCUUGCCUUGGUUUAUCCUGAAACCCUACGGGCUGCUUGGCCGAAGAUAAAGGAGAGACUUAUGGAUAGGGCUGAAGACCCUAGCGUAACGGCUGCAAUUAUCAAUGUUAUAUGCGAACUGGGAUGGCGGCGGCCCCAUGAUUUUCUUCCUCUGGCACCCCGGCUGUUUGAGCUAUUGGUCGAUAGCGGUAACAACUGGAAUGGCAAUUAA
Messenger RNA from Daldinia childiae, 696 nucleotides. RefSeq names its product AP-3 complex subunit delta. Bases 1 to 696 code for a protein of 231 amino acids. Lineage: Eukaryota; Fungi; Ascomycota; Sordariomycetes; Xylariales; Hypoxylaceae. Gene Ontology annotation, biological process: Golgi to vacuole transport; protein targeting to vacuole. The record is from RefSeq and is a predicted model, not a curated record. Gene Ontology annotation, cellular component: AP-3 adaptor complex; membrane coat; endosome membrane. The transcript has 4 exons.